Nymphaea colorata (pocket water lily) is the source of this 835-nucleotide messenger RNA. RefSeq names its product ubiquitin-like. The record is from RefSeq and is a predicted model, not a curated record. Gene Ontology annotation, biological process: modification-dependent protein catabolic process; protein neddylation; regulation of proteolysis. The coding region runs from base 308 to 706 and encodes 132 amino acids. The transcript has 3 exons. Lineage: Eukaryota; Viridiplantae; Streptophyta; Magnoliopsida; Nymphaeales; Nymphaeaceae. Gene Ontology annotation, molecular function: ubiquitin protein ligase binding; protein tag activity. Gene Ontology annotation, cellular component: nucleus; cytoplasm.
UGCGUAGCAUCCCUCCGGCGAUGAUGAGAAGUAAGGUUCUCUCUCUCUCUCUCUCUCUCUCUCUCUCUCUCUCUCUCUCUCUCUCUCUCUCUCUCUUCACCAGUGAAAGGUGAAGCCUCUCCCACUCUGCGUCUAUAUUUGUUCUUCUGUCUGGUUGUAUUUUGUGUCACCAAGCCUUACGACGCACAAGAGGUGGGACGAGGAGAGAAAGAUACAAGAUGAGGCCUCCAAGUUAAAUAAGCUUCCGCGUCUUUCUCCUUUCUUCGCUUGCCCCCUUUCUCCGAGAGAGAGACACAGAAGAGAGAGAAUGCAGUUCUUCGUCAAGACCCUUACGGGAAAGACGAUCACGUUAGAGGUGGAGAGCAGCGACACCAUCGACAAUGUCAAGGCCAAUAUUCAGGAUAAGGAGGGCAUUCCCCCAGAUCAGCAGCGGCUCAUAUUUGCCGGAAAGCAACUGGAAGAUGGGAGGACCCUUGCGGAUUACAACAUCCAGAAGGAGUCAACCCUUCAUUUGGUCUUGAGGCUGAGGGGUGGGACUAUGAUCAAGGUUAAGACGCUUACUGGGAAGGAGAUCGAGAUGGAUAUCGAACCCACCGAUACCAUCAACAGGAUCAAGGAACUUGUGGCAGAGAAAGAAGGAAUCCCGCCUGUCCAACAGAGGUUGUGCAGCAUGUUCUUCUCUGGAGUUUCCGUUAGAUCUUUUUGAUCAUUUAGCUUGGAACGAAGCAGUGCUUUCUUUCUUCUUCAUCUGUGACUUAAACUUCUGAUUGAUCGUCAUGUUGUUUACAUUGUUAAUUUGUGCUGGUCUCUGAUUGGUAUGUUAGCUUUCACUGUU